AUGCUGGCCGCCCUCGGGGGCAACUCCCCUCCUAGCACCAAAGACAUCAAGAAGACUCUAGACAGUGUGGGCAUUGAGGCGAAUGAUGACCAGCUCAACAAGGUUAUCAGUGAGCUGAAUGGAAAAACCAUUGAGGAUGUCAUUGCUCAGGGUGUCGGCAAGCUCGCCAGUGUGCCUGCUGGUGGGGCUAUAGCUGUUUCUGCUGUGCCUGGCUCAGCAGCUCCUGCUGCCCGUUCUGCCCCUACUGCAGGGGACAGGAAAGAUGAGAAGAAGGAGGAGUUCGAAGAGUCAGAUGAUGACAUGGGAUUUGGCUUGUUUGAUUAA
Messenger RNA from Acomys russatus (golden spiny mouse), 324 nucleotides. Its product is annotated as 60S acidic ribosomal protein P2-like. Gene Ontology annotation, molecular function: structural constituent of ribosome. The transcript has a single exon. Gene Ontology annotation, biological process: cytoplasmic translational elongation. Gene Ontology annotation, cellular component: cytosolic large ribosomal subunit; ribosome. The record is from RefSeq and is a predicted model, not a curated record. Lineage: Eukaryota; Metazoa; Chordata; Mammalia; Rodentia; Muridae. Bases 1 to 324 code for a protein of 107 amino acids.